UUUCUUAACAGAGCUCUCAAUGGAGUAGCAGUAUAUUAUUCGGGUAAUUGCGUAGUGGUUUAAAUCUUACGCUCUCAUUGACUAGGCUUCUCCUCGUAUCUUUGGUUCUGUGGUUCAUCGGUUUUUGGUCAUGGACGACGGAGAGCUCGAUUACUCAAACCAAGAUGUCUUCUCAUCAAGCCCUAACAUGGGUGAUCCGUUUCCGAGCAGUUGCUCUAUGGAUGGCUUAUUCGAUGAAUUCUUCAACGAUACCCAUGCGUGUACCCAUACGCACACUUGCAAUCCGCCUGGACCUGACUACUCCCAUACACACACUUGUUUUCAUGUCCACACCAAAAUUCUACCUGCCUCUUCUGAAGAUAAGGUGGCUAGCGAUGACACGGCUGAGUCCGAAGAGAAGAAAUCAAAGAAACGUCCUUUAGGUAAUCGCGAAGCCGUUAGAAAGUACCGUGAGAAGAAGAAAGCACGAGCUGCUUCAUUAGAAGAUGAAGUUGUCCGGUUGAGGACUCUGAAUCAGCAGUUGGUAAAGAGAUUGCAAGGUCAAGCUGCACUGGAGGCAGAGGUAGCCAGACUCAAAUGCUUGCUUGUGGACAUCAGGGGGAGGAUUGAGGGGGAGAUUGGAUCUUUUCCUUACCAAAAAGUAGCGAAGAAUGGUGAUAGGAUCCAGAACCUGUCCCACCCGAACUUGUCUAGCGCUUAUGUUAUGAACCCAUGUGAUUUGCGAUGUGAUGAUCAGGUUUAUUGUCUACAUCCUGGAAUGGAAGGCAAGGGUGGGGAUGGUGUAGGAUUGAAUGGCCAAGGAUUUAAUGCUUGUGAAGCUGGAAUGGAUCAGUGUAUGGGGAAUCCUAACUUGGGGUUGAAGGAGCUUCCUGGUUGUGGAAAUGGGAACAUAGGGGCUGUUGAAAAUUCCUCGAAUGGAAAUAAGAGAAGAGGAGGAGCUCGUGCAGCAACAGGAAGUUGAAGAGCUAAUCUGAUGUGUUUGGCUUGAGGGUACAUACUAUCUUCUAAUAAGUAGUUUAGUGUAGUUGCCGCCUUUUCUUCCCUUUAACUUUUAGACAUUUUUUUAUUUUCUAUUCUGUAAUUUUAACUUCUUGGUGGUAGAGAUUGCUUAUUUUAUCAUCUUAAGGUCAUCUUUAGCUACCUUUAGUUGCUGCCCAUACUAGUUGGUUCUGUCACUUGAUCUAAUUCAAUCCAGUAUAUCCAUAUCAGUGA
Telopea speciosissima is the source of this 1212-nucleotide messenger RNA. RefSeq names its product basic leucine zipper 23-like. The coding region runs from base 131 to 961 and encodes 276 amino acids. NCBI's taxonomy places the organism in Eukaryota, Viridiplantae, Streptophyta, Magnoliopsida, Proteales, Proteaceae. The transcript has 2 exons. Gene Ontology annotation, biological process: regulation of transcription by RNA polymerase II; DNA-templated transcription. The record is from RefSeq and is a predicted model, not a curated record. Gene Ontology annotation, molecular function: DNA-binding transcription factor activity, RNA polymerase II-specific; RNA polymerase II cis-regulatory region sequence-specific DNA binding.